GCUCUCACUCCCGAUGCGAUUGCCAAGCGCACCAAGCGCCACCUCGACGAGCUAGAGCGCUCCAAUUAUGCCGAGCCUUCAACGUCUUUCAUCGCAGGUGAUGACGAUGCUGAGGGCAGCACGAACAAGAGAGGUCGCGCCCGCGAGACCAUCUCGGAUAAGCGCCCUCUUGAACCUGGCGCGAAGCGCAAAAAGUCGAGCAUGAACGUGCGCACCGCCGUCCUUUAUCGCAAAAACCUUGCCACCCUCAUCGACGAGUCCGGGAUCGCCAAUCUCCCUGCUGGCACACCGAGCUACCUGACUGCUGUGACGGAUCCCCCUGCGGCCCCACCCCGCCUACUCUGUUCUGUU
Coniophora puteana RWD-64-598 SS2 is the source of this 351-nucleotide messenger RNA. RefSeq lists its product as uncharacterized. The transcript has 3 exons. The annotation marks the transcript as partial. The record is from RefSeq and is a predicted model, not a curated record. Lineage: Eukaryota; Fungi; Basidiomycota; Agaricomycetes; Boletales; Coniophoraceae.